Camellia sinensis is the source of this 1652-nucleotide messenger RNA. RefSeq names its product putative E3 ubiquitin-protein ligase RHB1A. Gene Ontology annotation, molecular function: ubiquitin-protein transferase activity; zinc ion binding. The record is from RefSeq and is a predicted model, not a curated record. NCBI's taxonomy places the organism in Eukaryota, Viridiplantae, Streptophyta, Magnoliopsida, Ericales, Theaceae. Gene Ontology annotation, cellular component: cytosol.
CUUUGGAUUGUGUUUCAAAUGGGUUGUUGUUGUUUUUGUCAUUUGAUUAUGUUUCUCAUUUCAUUCUCUUUAAACUCAUUUCCUUAUUUGUUUGCCUUUGUACAAUAGUUUAAAUUGUUUUGCUAAAAUGAUAUGAAUAUAUCUGGCUUUGCUCAUAUUCUAUUAUAAUUGUUGAAUUGCAUUUUGAGUAUGUGUAAAUGGGAUUAGUAAAGAUGAACUCUUGGUUCUUGGGAAGUUACAUGGUUACAUUAACUACUGUUUACUUCACCAUUACACAACAGAGCAGCAUUCACUGAUCAUAAAGAAGAAUCAUUAGGUAUCCUUUUGGGCAUAUGUUGGCCCCAGUGUUGCCUAUAUUGAAUGUCCCCUGCUCGAAUCACCAACCCGGGAAGGCCUAUACAAAUUGGGGGUCAAAAUCCUGGUUGAAAGCAUCAUUCUCUUGGUUUCAAAAAUCUGGUUUAUACUGCACUGGCAAUGUUAUUUGUUCAUAUGGAAAAAGGUGGCUUUGGUGCUCUUGCUCAAAUGUGCUGGUUCAUGUGCCAGUAAUGCUUACUUGAGGAUGUAAUGUACUAUGCACUAAAGGAUUCGAGUGGAUAAUAGUAUAACUGCAGGAAUGGGGGGUUGCUGCUGUUCUUCCAGAAAACGUCAGCUGCAUGGAACACCUAUAUAUUACUAUUGUCCACCAGUUUUGGAAGAGAAUGAGUUGUUAACAUCUCACAAUAGUGCAGCCACGGUACUCGCUACAGGAUUCCUGGUUGAUUUGAAUUUGGAUGGAUCAACCCCUGACACUUACCGAUCCCCUCCUGCACCUAUCCCAUAUGAUGUGGUUCUGGGACAUCCACAACCAAUUGAUACUGAGUCAUUGAGAGAAACCAUAAAUGGCAGUGUUUUUGAAAAUUUGCCAUUUGCAGAUCUUAAGGAAUCUCAUUGUACAACUGACACUGCCAUUUUCCUUUCCUCUCCGAAGAAGUUGGAAGUUGAACUUCUGAAAUCAGAUGAACUUAAUGUUUCAGAAAUGGAAGAAGAGGAUGUUUGUCCCACUUGUCUUGAAGAUUAUGAUGCAGAAAAUCCAAAGAUUAUCACAAAAUGUAACCAUUAUUUUCACCUUUCAUGCAUUCUUGAGUGGACGGAAAGAAGUGACACCUGCCCCAUAUGUGACCAGGAAAUGAUAUUUGAAGCCAUGUAAUCCCUUCCGAGAUGCAUUUCCUCGUUCUUCAAAGUCAAAGUUUGCCGAUUUGGAGACUGCAGGCAGAUACAUGACAGGACAUCAUGCUUGUAAAUAUCCAGAGACCUAUGGUCUCCAAAUUCAUCUUUAAUUUCUUCAUAGUUUUUGCUUAGAUUGCUUGUGUACGUAUAUUACAAGGGUCAUAUCUUCCCCUAGUUUUGAUUCCGUCUUUGUAAGUUGGAAGUAAGGGAACAAAGUCCUGACACACCACUCCACGAAAACUGUUCUCAGACGGAUUCAUAUGUUAAAGGUUGAAGAAUCUCUCAAUGAAUGAUUACACCCUUGAAGAAAGGAUGGUUAGCUCUGCCCUUUACGUAAUUGUAAUGAUAUAUUCUCAUUUUCUCUUGUACAUAUUUUCAUUUUCUUUUCAGUGUACAUGUAUUCUAUUCGUUUGUCGCAUAUGACUACAUAAUUAUUUUUUUGCUUC